Vitis riparia (riverbank grape) is the source of this 2222-nucleotide messenger RNA. RefSeq names its product heat shock cognate 70 kDa protein 2-like. Bases 105 to 2063 code for a protein of 652 amino acids. NCBI's taxonomy places the organism in Eukaryota, Viridiplantae, Streptophyta, Magnoliopsida, Vitales, Vitaceae. Gene Ontology annotation, cellular component: cytoplasm. Gene Ontology annotation, biological process: cellular response to unfolded protein; protein refolding. The record is from RefSeq and is a predicted model, not a curated record. Gene Ontology annotation, molecular function: heat shock protein binding; misfolded protein binding; ATP hydrolysis activity. The transcript is spliced from 2 exons.
UCCUUCAAUCAAGAAGUGAUAACUGCAAAGCCUGUCUGUGAAUUUUCGUUUUCUAAAUUCGAUUUCCUUGCUUCUCUGUGGUGUUUUCUUUGAUCUGGUGAAGUAUGGCCGGAAAAGGUGAUGGUCCUGCGAUCGGAAUUGAUCUCGGAACGACUUACUCGUGCGUAGGGGUGUGGCAACAUGACCGUGUUGAGAUCAUAGCUAAUGAUCAAGGCAACAGGACUACGCCUUCCUAUGUUGCUUUCACUGACACGGAGCGUUUGAUCGGUGAUGCUGCCAAGAACCAGGUCGCCAUGAACCCUAUCAACACUGUUUUUGAUGCGAAGCGUUUGAUUGGAAGGAGAUUCAGCGAUUCCUCGGUUCAGAGCGACAUCAAGCUCUGGCCUUUCAAGGUCAUUGCUGGUCCUGGAGACAAGCCAAUGAUAGUGGUCAACUACAGGGGUGAAGAGAAACAAUUUUCGGCAGAAGAAAUCUCGUCAAUGGUGCUGAUAAAGAUGCGAGAGAUUGCCGAGGCAUACCUAGGCACGAGCAUAAAAAACGCCGUCGUUACAGUUCCUGCAUACUUCAAUGACUCGCAGAGGCAGGCGACGAAAGACGCUGGAGUCAUUGCUGGCCUCAAUGUGAUGCGAAUCAUCAACGAACCUACUGCCGCUGCCAUUGCCUAUGGCCUCGACAAGAAAGCGAGCAGUGUCGGCGAGAAGAAUGUGCUCAUCUUCGAUCUUGGUGGUGGAACAUUCGAUGUGUCACUCCUCACGAUCGAGGAGGGCAUUUUUGAGGUUAAGGCUACGGCCGGUGAUACUCAUCUCGGCGGUGAAGACUUUGAUAACAGAAUGGUGAACCAUUUUGUUCAGGAGUUCAAGAGGAAGCAUAAGAAGGAUAUUAGCGGAAGUCCAAGAGCUUUGAGGAGAUUGAGGACUGCAUGUGAGAGGGCGAAGAGGACUCUCUCCUCAACUGCACAGACUACAAUUGAGAUUGAUUCUCUGUUCGAUGGUAUUGAUUUCUACACAACUAUUACCCGCGCUAGAUUCGAGGAGCUCAACAUGGAUUUGUUCAGAAAAUGCAUGGAGCCCGUGGAGAAGUGUUUGAGGGAUGCUAAGAUGGACAAGAGCGGUGUCCAUGAUGUGGUUCUGGUUGGUGGGUCUACUAGGAUUCCCAAAGUCCAGCAACUGUUGCAGGACUUCUUCAAUGGGAAAGAGCUGUGCAAGAGCAUCAACCCUGACGAGGCAGUUGCAUAUGGUGCUGCAGUUCAGGCCGCCAUUUUGAGUGGUGAAGGGAAUGAGAAGGUUCAGGACCUUCUGUUGCUGGAUGUCACCCCUCUUUCUCUUGGUUUGGAGACCGCCGGAGGUGUCAUGACUGUACUGAUUCCGAGAAACACCACCAUACCCACCAAGAAGGAGCAGGUGUUCUCCACCUACUCUGAUAAUCAACCUGGUGUGUUGAUCCAGGUGUAUGAGGGUGAGCGAACUAGGACCCGUGACAACAAUUUGUUGGGCAAAUUCGAGCUCUCUGGUAUUCCUCCUGCCCCUAGAGGUGUACCACAGAUCAAUGUUUGCUUUGAUAUUGAUGCGAAUGGCAUCCUAAAUGUCUCCGCUGAAGACAAGACGACUGGGCAGAAGAACAAGAUCACCAUCACCAACGACAAGGGCAGGCUCUCCAAGGAAGAGAUUGAGAAGAUGGUACAGGAGGCGGAGAAGUACAAAUCAGAGGACGAAGAGCACAAGAAAAAGGUGGAGGCUAAGAAUGCAUUGGAGAAUUAUGCAUACAACAUGAGGAACACAAUCAAGGAUGAAAAGAUCGGCGCCAAGCUCCCACCUGAAGACAAGAAGAAAAUAGAGGAUGCAAUUGAGCAGGCAAUCCAGUGGCUGGAUGCAAACCAGCUAGCAGAGGCAGAUGAGUUUGAGGACAAAAUGAAGGAGUUGGAGAGUCUCUGCAACCCCAUCAUUGCUAAGAUGUACCAGGGAUCUGGUGGAGGCGAUUUUGGUGGGGCCAUGGACGAGGAUGGUCCUUCUGCUGGAGGUGCUGGUGGAAGUGGUGCAGGACCUAAGAUUGAGGAGGUUGAUUAGAUUAAGAUGUUCCUGGUUUUGUUAAAGGUCUUCAAGUUUGGAAAUAUGGAGUGAGUCUGUUUUUGUCCACAUAUAUGAUGUUGUUGUCUUUCCUUUUUUGGUGUAUAUGAUGAUGAUAAUGGUUUUCUCAAUGUAAAAUUUCGUCUCCUUCAUUUCUCA